CCUUUGCACUCAUGUCGAGAUCCUUCACAGGUUGCAAGAGAUGUAAGGCACGCCGACAAAAAUGUGACGAGCAGAGACCGAACUGCGGUCGCUGCCAGACUGCAGGCGAGCAAUGCCAAUAUGCAAUGCAGUUGCAGUGGGGUGGACGGGCGUUUUCGCGCUCCAGGUUUGGUGCUUGCGUCGGGACAGGAGGCAUGCAGAGACUCGAAUAUUCACCAGGAGAGUUCAUCUACACCACCAAGACGGCGGUGCAGUCAGCCAGCGCCAAACCCGGAUCAGAUCUCACUCUGUCGCAACCCGUCGAUCCCUUCUCGUCCUUGUCGUCCAGUCAAAAGGCCUUAUUACACCAUUUUAUCAACGAUGCCUCUCAAAUCACCGCGUGCCAUUCGGGAAUGCAGCAGGACAUAUGUCGCAUGCUGAUCCCAAUGGCUCUUCAGACUCCCUCCCUACUCUACGCUACCACGGCCCUAUCGGCGAUUCAUAUCCAAGCCCUACACAACCAGUCGGAAAGCGUAAAAUCAGCACCGGAUAUCGCCCGGCUAAUGGCUCUCAGUCUUGAACAUUUCAGAACAGAGUUGCAGAAUCCCUCGUCCAAGGACCCCGAGGCGUUGGUGGCGACGGCUCGGACGCUCUGUCUAGCUGAGAUCCAUUCUGGGGCGAUCAACCCGAACUCGUGGAGAGCACAUAUUGAUGGGGCGAGGGUAUUGAUGAGGGCAUCGGACGCCGCUGGUGAGGAUUCCCUGCGGUCUACAAGCGGUUUCCGGCGGUAUUUGGAUCGCUGGUACUGGUCGAUCGUGUCGCUUACGGCACUGACGGGCAAUGGUCCACCAAUUGGAGAUAUUUCAGACUUCGCCUCGUCUGAUUUGAUGGGGUUAGGCGGGUCUACUGAUUACUUAGAUGACUAUUGGGGUUUCAGCGUAGACCUUGCGGCUGUCUUUAGGCAGAUCGGUGCUGCCGCCUGGCGAAGUCAUGAAAUUGAGAAGGCUACCCAGGGAUUUGUUGCAGGAGAGAUUGACGGCAGUGUUGAGGAUGAUGCUGCGUCCUUGGAGUUCGCAAUUCGACAGCUCAUGAGUCGUGACUCAAACUCGCAGCCCUCAUUUUACCCUAGGGCCGCAGAAGGCUUGUCUGCGGAGAGCGCUCAGCAGCUCCUGCUAUGCAAUGAGGCAUUCCAACACAGUGCGCUUAUCCAGAUUCAUCGACGACUUCGGAAAACACCAACUACCUCGCCAGAAGUGCAGCAGUCGGUCCAGCGUAUCCUGGAGUGUACCGCGCAGAUUGGGCCAUCGUCAGGUCUCUCGCCUUGGGUGAUGUUAACGACACCAAUCUUUAUUGCGGGCUGCGAAGCGCGUGGUCAGGAUCGAGAUACAGUUAGGCAAUUGCUAUCAUCCUUACAUGACACUAUUCGCGUUCCAAACGUUCUUCAGUCAUUGAGAUUCCUCGAGCAGUAUUGGUCUAACCAACUCAGCGAGGAAGAAGACUGGAGCCAUUUCCUCGAACGAAUGCAGUUCGAUUUCAUCCCAUACUAG
This is a messenger RNA of Penicillium hordei, 1526 nucleotides long. RefSeq names its product Zn(II)2Cys6 transcription factor. Gene Ontology annotation, molecular function: zinc ion binding; DNA-binding transcription factor activity, RNA polymerase II-specific; transcription cis-regulatory region binding. The transcript is spliced from 3 exons. Gene Ontology annotation, cellular component: nucleus. Bases 12 to 1526 code for a protein of 504 amino acids. The record is from RefSeq and is a predicted model, not a curated record. Gene Ontology annotation, biological process: positive regulation of transcription by RNA polymerase II. Lineage: Eukaryota; Fungi; Ascomycota; Eurotiomycetes; Eurotiales; Aspergillaceae.